Messenger RNA from Homalodisca vitripennis (glassy-winged sharpshooter), 1286 nucleotides. RefSeq lists its product as uncharacterized. Gene Ontology annotation, cellular component: plasma membrane. The transcript has 9 exons. Lineage: Eukaryota; Metazoa; Arthropoda; Insecta; Hemiptera; Cicadellidae. Bases 187 to 1059 code for a protein of 290 amino acids. The record is from RefSeq and is a predicted model, not a curated record.
CAAAUACGUGGCAGCAAUGCUCCCGGUCAACAAUAGAUCUCCGCUCAGUCCACGUUCGAACGUGAUAAUGUUUCAUUGUUCAGCCUAAGUUAGUGUUCGUUAUGGUAUUAUCUAAGUGUUUUAUCUCCGUUACGGAAUAAACCAAACAAAAGGUCGGUUCUGAGGCUGGAAAAUGCCCAGAAACCCAUGGCUCAUCUACAGACACAGUCCCCUUCUAGCAACAGCUGCGCAAGCAGCGCAGUGUCGGUGGUUUCUGAGCGUACCAAGGCGAUAAGAGACCAGUACUACUUCGAGCGUCGACUACUGUUCUUCUGCACGAUCCUUGUGGGCGUCGCCAUCAUCGUCUGGGCGAUUUCAAUUUCCACGAACUUUUGGUUCAUCAUCGACGGUGGUGAUGGCAUCUGGAUCAACGAGACCAAGCGAUAUUUUCUCAAGAGUCACUCUGGGCUCUUCAAACUUUGCCGAAUGGCAAAGACUAAUGCAUCUUCUAACGCUGUAACCACACCGCCCCCAGCUGUUCUCGAAGGGGAUGAGGUGACCACACAAGUCCUGAACGGCACGGGUGCAGUGCAUCAGGUCGUCAAGAUGUACAGAAGAUGCAAAUACCAUGAUGUGUUUCCCAGUGAAGCUAAGGUCAAAGGAGACCCAAUGCUGGACAUGGCCAUACUCAAUUACACUCGUACAGAGAUUAUGUUCUCAAUCAUCAGCCUCUGUGUCAUGAUCAUGGGUCUAUUUUUCUCCAUCUAUACCUUCAACAAUCCCAGAUACACCUUCAAGAGACUGGCUGGAGGUAUUCACUUUAUUUCAGCUCUGUCGGUAUUUGUGGUGAUAGAAAUACUCAUGCAGAGCAUAGACUACGAGAAGGAAUUCCUGCCUGUGGUGCACCCUCCCAAUGCUACCCACUACUAUGGCUACAGCUAUAUGUUGGCCUGGACAGUGUUUCUGAUGAAUCUUACAGCAGGAUGCUCUUUCAUGUGGUAUUCAAAGAAGAGAAAGGGCGACAAAGCCCCAAAUGAAGAAGUGGCAAUGGCAGAUGAACCAACAAUUAUAGGCCGGUGAUGCUGCUCUCUACGUUCUUCUCACCCCAUAAGCCGAAGACUUGAGUCUUUCAUUUCUACUUCUGCCUUCUUCUCCAUAUUUAUUACACAAUUGUGAUUGUUAUUCAACUGAUUUAUGUUUUCAACUUUUCUCCCAAUUUUUGAUUCAGUCAAUUGACAAGUAAUAUUUUAAGCUUUAUUGAACACAUAUUUUAAAUUAUACUUUGAAUACUUUUAUGGUGAUAAAAA